CACAUCCUACUCAAGAAACACUUGAAAACCAAAACGGUUUAUGGUUUCUUGUUUACUUUCGAAAACCCUUUACUCAACAAUCUCUCUCUAUCAAAUUCAAUCCCUAAUUGGAACAGUGAAUAACCACCGACCCAUUUUUUUUACAUUCGAUCAGUACCCACAAAGCAACCCUUGUUAAUUCAAUUCAAAUGGAUGUGCAGAAGUCGGAUGAAAUUACGCAGGGUUGGUUGUAUCUAAUUCGAUUUAAUCGGUUUGGAUUGCAAUAUGCUCGAAGAAGGUAUUUUGUUCUUCAGAACCAGUGUCUCAAAAGCUUCAAAUCGGUACCUUUGUCUGACACUCAGGAGCCACUAAGAAGUGCGAUUGUAGACUCGUGCAUACGCGUCACAGACAAAGGAAGAGAGAGUUUCAAAAGAAAAGUCUUUUUCGUUUUCACCAUCUACAAUACUUCUAAUCACAAAGAUCACCUUAAGUUAGGAGCAAGCAGCCCGGAAGAAGCUGCUAGGUGGAUACAUUCGUUACAGAACGUUGCAGCGGAAACAGGAACAGACUCAAAAAGACGAUGGCAGCCUUUUAGAUUAAAUGAUUCUAAAAGUGCAAAGCGUACAAAUUCUGUUGACUGGACCGUAUCCGCAACAAGGCAUGUGGAUGCGAUCAUGCCAGAUGUGAUAGCACCGUCCCAAUGGAAAAUUUUCGGUUGCCAAAAUGGGCUUCGCCUCUUUAAAGAAGCAAAAGAUAGUAAUAAUUCAAGUGAGAGCCAGCGGGCUGGUCAACCAGCUAUAAUGGCGGUUGGUGUGGUUGAGGGAACAUCAGAGGCCGUUUUUAAAAUCCUCAUGUCUAUCGGUCCCUCUAGAUACGAAUGGGAUUUUUGUUUCCAUGGUGGCACGGUGGUUGAACAUCUUGACGGUCAUACAGAUAUAAUACACAUGCAACUAUGUAGAGAUUGGCUACCAUGGGGAAUUAAACGAAGAGAUUUGCUCUUGAGGCGAUAUUGGAGAAGGGAAGAUGACGGGACAUAUGUUAUACUAUAUCACUCGGUGAUCCAUAGCAAGUGUCCACCACAAGAUAGUUACAUCCGAGCUUACAUUCACAGUGGAGGAUUUGUGGUUAGCCCUGUGAAUCAAGGAAAAGAAUCUGUUGUUAAACACAUGCUUUCGGUUGAUUGGAAGUUGUGGAAAUCCUAUUUUCCAAAAACGUCUACAAGGUCUCUGACAAUUUGUAUGCUUGGUAGAGUUUCAGCAUUGAGAGAACUGUUUAGAGCCAGAGCAGGGGAGCUAUGUAGUGAUGAUUUUUUAUCUAGAGAAUGCGUGUCAAUUCGUAUAAAUGAACAGCAGCAGCAGGUGAAACCAGAGGGUGGCCAAAUAAUGCCAAUGGAAGAAGUCAAAGAAUCACCGGUUUCAAAUGCCUCUGAUGAGUUUUUUGACUUCCCCGAUCAUUCAGAUGAUGAACUUGAGUGGGAUUCUGAAAGCUCACAACAUUGCUAUGUGGAAAAUUGUCAGCCUAAACUGUCAUCAGCAGCUGGAUUUGUGAAAAAACUGCACGAUCUUGCAGUUCAAAGAAAGGGUUAUAAGGAUUUACAAGAAGUAUUACGGGAAUCAAAUCCAUCGUCAUAUGAAUACGGAUCAACGUUUCCAAAAGACUCAAACUGUAAUCUCCCUUGCAGUUGGGCAUCUACCGAUCCUUCCACAUUUCUUAUUCGUAGUGAUAGUUAUCUCGAAGACCAACGAAAGUACAAAGCAAAAGGCACCUUGAUGCAGUUGGUUGCUGCUGAUUGGUUAAAAUCUGAUAAACGUGAAGAUGAUCUUGCAGGGCGUUUUGGUGGAAUUGUUCAGAAAUACGCAGCACAUGGCGGCCCCGAGUUUUUCUUUGUCAUUAACAUACAGGUUCCAGGAACGACGACAUAUAGUCUUGCUCUAUAUUACAUGAUGAGAACUCCUUUGGGAUCUUGUUCAUUGCUCGAACAUUUUGUCAAGGGUGACGAUUCAUUCAGAAACUCAAGAUUUAAGCUCAUACCAUAUAUAUCCAAGGGAUCGUGGUUGGUCAAGCAAAGCGUGGGGAAAAAAGCUUGUUUGAUAGGUCAAGCACUUGAAAUCAAUUAUUUUCAUGGGAAGAAUUACAUUGAGCUUGGCGUUGAUAUAGGUUCAUCAACGGUGGCAAGAGGGGUGGUCGGUCUUGUUCUUGGUUACCUGAACAAUUUGGUUAUAGAAAUGGCUUUCUUGAUACAGGCUAACACACAUGAGGAGCUACCCGAAACCCUUUUGGGAACUUGUCGAUUGAAUCACAUGGAUGCAUCCAAAUCGAUAUCCGUAGACUCCAUGAACAUCUAGCUUAAAGAUUUUGAUUCCGGUAUAGGCGAUUCUUUAAUUCAAGUUAAAUAGAUGCAUUGUAUUGCACAAUGAAAACAUAUUUUUACUUGGUUGUCUGUAUGUUAUUGUUGUUGUUUCAUUUAACAACACUUGAUUCAUGAAAGUUGUAUAGUGUAUAAUCAUCCAUUUGAAUUCCUUCUC
This is a messenger RNA of Helianthus annuus (common sunflower), 2504 nucleotides long. Its product is annotated as protein ENHANCED DISEASE RESISTANCE 2-like. Bases 189 to 2324 code for a protein of 711 amino acids. The record is from RefSeq and is a predicted model, not a curated record. Gene Ontology annotation, molecular function: lipid binding. NCBI's taxonomy places the organism in Eukaryota, Viridiplantae, Streptophyta, Magnoliopsida, Asterales, Asteraceae. The transcript is spliced from 19 exons.